Molecule: messenger RNA, 6203 nt
Organism: Ochotona princeps (American pika)
Lineage: Eukaryota; Metazoa; Chordata; Mammalia; Lagomorpha; Ochotonidae
Gene: RB1CC1
Product: RB1 inducible coiled-coil 1
Exons: 24
Coding region: 540-5306 (1588 amino acids)
Biological process (GO): reticulophagy; autophagosome assembly; positive regulation of protein phosphorylation
Cellular component (GO): phagophore assembly site membrane; Atg1/ULK1 kinase complex; extrinsic component of membrane
Molecular function (GO): molecular adaptor activity; protein kinase binding
Source: RefSeq, a predicted model, not a curated record
CGGAGUCGACAAUAACAAACCCCGCCGCGGCUGUGUCCGCGGGCCUGGCGAGACUUCGGCUCUGUCUCGGGGUCCCUGGGUCGUCCCGGCCCCUCGGCUCUGACAGGCCGCGGCCCCUCGUCCUCCGGCCCCCGACGCAGAGCCGAGGGGCCUAGGCAGGUCUAAGAAGACCGAAAACGCCGACCCCUCCCUGCUGCCCGGAGUUUGGGGCCGCGGCGGGCGGGCGCCCGGGACGCUGGCGUUUGUGUCUGUCGCUGGGUGUCGGAUGGGCGGUCGGUCGGUAGCCGCCGUCUAGGACGAGGCGGCGGCGGAAGAUGUUGCCGGGGGCCGACGGCUCUGCUCUUGCCGCCGGUGGAGGAGGAGGCGCUGCCGGUUCUCUUACUUUAACCGUGAAUACCAUUCAGUUGCUAACUUCAAGCAAAGCAAACACAAACCAGUUUUAAUUGGCUGUUUAAGGAAAAGUGGUAGUCCUUAUCACAGUGCCUGACGUAACCGUAUCAGAGGGUGAGAUAUUCGCUCACAGAAUUCAGAGAGACAUCAUGAAGUUAUAUGUGUUUCUGGUUAACACUGGAACUACUCUAACAUUUGACACUGAACUUACUGUGCAAACUGUGGCAGACCUUAAACAUGCCAUUCAAAGCAAAUACAAGAUUGCAAUUCAGCACCAGGUGCUGGUGGUCAAUGGAGGAGAGUGCAUGGCUGCAGAUCGGAGGGUGUGCACCUAUAGUGCUGGAACGGACACAAAUCCAAUUUUUCUUUUUAACAAAGAAAUGAUCUUAUGUGAUCGUGCACCUGCUAUUCCUAAAGCUACUUUUUCAACAGAAAAUGAUAUGGAGUUAAAAGUUGAAGAGUCUCUUAUGAUGCCUGCAGUUUUUCACACUGUUGCUUCAAGGACACAACUUGCAGUGGAAAUGUAUGAAGUUGCCAAGAAACUUUGUUCUUUUUGUGAGGGGCUUGUCCAUGAUGAACAUCUUCAACAUCAAGGCUGGGCUGCAAUCAUGGCCAAUCUGGAAGACUGUACCAAUUCAUACCAAAAGCUACUUUCCAAGUUUGAAAGUAUUUAUUCAAAUUAUCUGAAAUCAAUAGAAGACAUCAAGUUAAAACUUACUCAUUUAGGAACUGCUGUUUCAGUAAUGGCCAAGAUUCCACUGUUGGAGUGCCUAACCAGACAUAGUUACAGGGAAUGUUUAGGAAGGUUGGAUUCCUUACCAGAACAUGACGACUCAGAGAAGGCGGAGAUGAAAAGAUCGACUGAACUGGUGCUGUCUGCUGAUAUGCCUAACAAAUCCUCUUUAACCUCAUUUCACAAGUCAGUGGAGCAUGUAUCUGCGGAUACCACAGAUGCUGAAAGUGGCAAAGAAAUUAAGGAAUCAUGUCAAAGUACCAUCCAGCAGGAGGAAACAUCAACAGAUGCCAGAGACAGUGAUCUGCCUUACUUUAAUGUCUCAUUGUUAGACUGGAUAAAUGUUCAAGAUAGACCUAAUGAUGUGGAAUCUUUGGUCAGAAAGUGCUUUGAUUCUAUGAGUAGGCUUGAUCCAAGAAUUAUUCGACCAUUUAUAACAGAAUGCCAUCAAACUAUUGCCAAACUUGAUAAUCAGAACAUGAAAGCUAUUAAAGGGCUUGAAGAUCGGCUGUAUGCCCUGGACCAGAUGAUCGCCAGCUGUGGCCGACUUGUUAACGAGCAGAAAGAACUUGCUCAGGGAUUUUUAGCUAAUCAGAUGAGAGCAGAGAACUUGAAGGAUGCGUCUGUUUUACCUGAUUUGUGCCUGAGUCAUGCAAAUCAGUUGAUGAUUAUGUUGCAAAAUCAUAGAAAACUGUUGGAUAUUAAACAGAAGUGUACCACUGCCAAACAAGAACUAGCAAAUAAUCUACAUGUUAGACUGAAGUGGUGUUGUUUUGUAAUGCUUCAUGCUGAUCAGGAUGGAGAGAAAUUACAAGCCUUGCUCCGCCUUGUAAUAGAGCUAUUAGAAAGAGUCAAAAUUGUGGAAGCCCUCAGUACAGUUCCUCAGAUGUACUGCUUGGCUGUUGUUGAGGUUGUAAGGAGAAAAAUGUUCAUAAAACACUACAGAGAGUGGGCUGGUGCUUUAGUCAAAGAUGGAAAACAAUUAUAUGAAGCUGAAAAGUCAAAAAGGGAAUCCUUUGGGAAGGUAUUUAGGAAAUCUUUUUUAAGAAAUCGCCUGUUUAGGGGACUGGACUCCUGGCCUCCUUCCUUUUGUACUCAAAAACCUCGAAAGUUUGACUGUGAACUUCCAGAUAUUUCAUUAAAAGAUUUACAGUUUCUUCAAUCAUUUUGUCCUUCGGAAGUUCAGCCUCUGCUCAGGGUUCCCUUACUUUGUGACUUUGAACCUCUGCACCAGCAUGUACUCGCUCUACAUAAUUUGGUAAAGGCAGCACAAAGUUUGGAUGAAAUGUCACAGACCAUUACAGAUCUGCUCAAUGAACAAAAGGCAUCUGUAAGUCAGGCCUCCCCACAGUCUACUUCAUCACCAAGGAUAGAAAGUGCAACAGGAAUGACAGCUACUACCUCACCAAGAACUCCUCCCCCACUCACUGUUCAGGAUCCUUUGUGUCCUACAGUAUGUCCCUUGGAAGAAUUAUCUCCAGAUAGCAUUGAUGCACAUACAUUUGAUUUUGAAACUAUUCCCCAUCCAAAUAUAGAACAAACUAUUCAUCAAGUUUCUUUAGAUUUGGAUUCAUUAGCAGAAAGUCCAGAAUCAGAUUUUAUGUCUGCUGUGAAUGAAUUUGUAAUAGAAGAAAAUUUAUCGUCUCCGAAUCCUAUAAGUGAUCCACAGAGCCCAGAAAUGAUGGUGGAGUCACUUUAUUCAUCAGUUAUCAAUGCAAUAGACAGUAGACGCAUGCAGGAUACAAAUACUUGCAAAGAAAAUUUUGGAGAUUGUGCUUCUCUAAAUGUCCAAUUAGAAAAAUGUAGAGUUGUUGCCCAUGACUCUCAUUUCAGUAUACAAAGCAUCAAGGAAGACCUUUGUCAUUUCAGAACUUUUGUACAAAAAGAACAGUGUGACUUCUCAAAUUCUUUAAAAUGUACAGCAGUGGAAAUAAGAAACAUUAUUGAAAAAGUAAAAUAUUCCCUAGAAAUAACACUAAAAGAGAAACAUCAAAAAGAACUUCAGUCCUUAAAAAAUGAAUAUGAAAGUAAACUUGAUGCACUAAUAAAGGAGAGUGAAGAAAAUGAAAUCAAAAUUAAAAAAUUGAAAGGAGACUUAGCAUGUCUUGAGGAGGUUUUACAAAAUAAAGAUAAUGAAUUUGCUUUAGUUAAACAAGAAAAAGAAGCUGUGGUCUGCCUGCAUAAUGAAAAAGAUCAGAAGUUGUUAGAGAUGGAAAAUUUAAUGCAUACUCAAAAUUGUGAAAUUGCAGAACUGAAACACUCUAGACAAAUAGCAUUAGAAGAUUUAAAGAAGCUCCAUGUUGAAAACGAUGAGAAGAUACAGUUACUAAGGGAAGAACUUCAGUCCUUAGAGCAAAGGCAUCUGAAGGAACUAGAGGAUACACUGCACGUCAGGCACACACGGGAGUUUGAGAAAAUUAUGGAAGACCACAACGUUUCUGUGGAGAAAUUGAAAAAGGAAAACCAACAACAAAUGGAGCAGUUACAAGCAUCUCAUGCUGCCAUGGUCCAGGAGAAGGAAGAACAGCUGCAGGAGUUAAAACACAAAGUUUCUGACUUGUCAGACAUGAGAUGCAAGUUAGAAGUUGAACUUGCAUUGAAAGAAGCAGAAACUGAUGAAGUCAAGCUUUUGUUGGAAGAAAGCAGAACCCAGCAGAAGGAGACCUUGAAAUCUCUACUUGAAAAGGAAACAGAAAAUUUGAGAACAGAAAUAAGUGAGUUAAACCAAAAGAUUCAGGAUAAUAAUGAAAAUUAUCAGGUCGGCCUAGUAGAGUUAAGGACUUUAAUGGCAGUUGAAAAAGAUCAUUGCAUUUCAGAGUUGAUUAGUAGACAUGAACAGGAAUGUAAUGCACUGAAAGCUGAAUUAAACAAAGUAACAUCUUUGCAUCACCAAGCAUUUGAGAUGGAACAAAACCUAAAAGAACAAAUAGUUGAAAUGCAGACUAGACUGGACUCAGAAUUGAGUGCUCUUGAAAAACAGAAAGAUGAAAAAAUCAGUCAACAAGAAGAGAAAUAUCAAGCUAUUAUACAGCACCUUGAGAAAGACAAAGAGGAAUUGGUUGUGCGCGGUGAACAAGAUAAAGAACAGUUAAUUGAGAAACUUACUUGUGAAAAAGAUGAAGCCGUUCAAACUGCACUAAAAGAAUUCAAAUUGGAGAGAGAUGUUGUUGAGAAAGAGUUAUUAGAAAAAAUUAAGCACCUUGAGGAUCAAAUAGCAAAAAGUUCUGCCACUGAGUCCAUCAGGGAAGAUUCUUCAAGCUUAGUUGCUGAACUUCAGGAAAAACUACAGGAAGAAAAAGCUAAGUUUCUAGAACAGCUUGAAGAGCAAGAAAAAAGAAAGAACGAAGAAAUGCAAAAUGUUCGAACAUCUUUGAUUGCAGAGCAGCAGACAAACUUUAACACUGUUUUAACAAGAGAGAAAAUGAGAAAAGAGAAUAUAAUAAAUGAUCUUAGUGAUAAGUUGAAAAGCACAAUGCAGCAACAAGAACGGGACAAAGAUUUGAUAGAAUCACUUUCUGAAGAUCGAGCACGGUUGCUUGAGGAAAAGAAAAAGCUUGAGGAAGAAGUUAGUAAGUUGCGUAGUAGCAGUUUUGUUCCUUCACCAUAUGUACCUGCAGCCCCAGAACUUUAUGGAGCUUGUGCACCUGAGCUCCCAGGUGAAGCAGACAGACUGGCCAUGGAAACAGAAGAGGGAAGAGUGGAUUCAGCAAUGGAGACAAGUAUGAUGUCUGUACAAGAAAAUAUCCAAACGUUGUCUGAAGAAAAGCAGAGAAUAAUGCUGUUAGAACGUACAUUGCAGUUAAAGGAAGAAGAAAAUAAACGGUUAAAUCAAAGACUGAUGUCUCAGAGCAUGUCUUCCGUAUCUUCAAGGCAUUCUGAAAAGAUAGCCAUAAGAGAUUUUCAGGUGGGAGAUUUGGUACUCAUCAUCCUGGAUGAACGCCACGACAAUUAUGUUUUGUUUACUGUCAGUCCUACUUUAUAUUUCCUGCACUCGGAGUCUCUACCUGCCCUGGAUCUCAAACCAGGUGAGGGUGCUUCAGGUACAUCUAGAAGACCGUGGGUGCUUGGAAAAGUAAUGGAAAAGGAAUAUUGUCAAGCCAAAAAGGCACAAAAUAGAUUUAAAGUUCCUUUGGGAACAAAGUUUUACCGAGUGAAAGCUGUAUCAUGGAAUAAGAAAGUAUAACUUUUUGGAAGAAAUUAAUAUAUGUACUAUGACGUUUUCUGAUUUGUCCAACAGUGCUCAUUAAUCACUCCAAACACAGCAGGCCAUCUUUUUAUACAGAAGUCAACUGACAUGAUACUUCGUUGGUGUACAUCAUUUCUUUUUAACUGGCUGCACUAUAGGAACAAUAAAUUCAUCAAAGCCCUUGCCUGAAUUACAGUGGUUUUGUUUCUGCUUUUUUUUAAAACCCAGGUAACUCUAGUCUUGCGGACCAAAUUAGCUCCUUUUCUCAAAGGGCAUCCCUUGUGCAUUAUGGCUCCAUGAUUAGCCAUAUUAAUUGCCUGUCAAAUAUACAUGAGCUUGAAGUUAGGUGUUAAAUGUUAGUUGUUAUUAUUACCAGCAUUUGUCCUUUUGUGAAAUCAGUAUCAUAAUACUUGCACUCAUUAACACAUUCUUUAUAAAAUGUAUAAAUUCUUCAGUACUAUUUAAAGAGGAGUGUUACUGCAUGCAGAUAAUCAUAAUUUUGAGUUUGCGUCAGUAGAUGACUAAAGCAAAUUCUUUCAGUUAUUUUUUUAAAUGCCCUUUGAUAUUUCAACAAGGAAAAAACUCUAAUUUGACUGACUGAUUUUAAGAUCAGCCAUAAAUUAUCAGCAAUCUUCAAAAGCACUUUCAAGAGACAUCAUCUGGGUUCUAAAGGGAAGAGUCUGUGCUGUUGACUGUUUGAAAUGCCACACUGAAACCUUCCCUACAUCUUUGACUGUGUUUAGAAUAAUCACAUUGAUGAAAUCAUAAUUCAUGGUUGAAUUUCAGAAAAAAUGUUCAUUGUACAUUAACCGUUUAGAGGUCAUUUAAAUAACAAAGUAUUGUAUUGUAAAAGAUCUGAACAAUUUUAAAACAAUAAAGAUUUGAACCUGUAAA